AUGAGGGAAGAAAACGUCAACGAAGAAGAAAGAGGGCGUUUGAUAUUGACAGCGCGCGAAAGAAAAAUGGCGGAUCUACAAAAUGAGAGGUGUUUGAGAGACGAUGGAGUUGACAUAGGUACAACGGAAGAUUUUUCACAAGGGACCAAAAGACAGUUAGCUAGGUCCCAGAGUCCAGAACCUCUCCCCAAGUCUCCUCGGACUUUAUCUCCCCCUGCAAUCUGCGCCCUUUUAGAAAUGAAAGAGACAGAAGACCUGGAUCCAGAUCGUCCAGACAUGACUGAAGCCUCCGCCGAUCCUGAUCUCAGCCCUCGCCCGCGGAGAAAAUCCUGGAGGAGGUCAACUAGAGGCAGGACCUCACUCCCUGCUCUCCCUAACACCUCCCAGUCUCUGUGUAAAUCUAUCAGCCUGGACCUGAGUGAUGAAGAGAGGCUGGAGAAACUCAUGGAAGCUGCAAUGCAGGUUACAGUUAAGAGGCUGCAGAGCACACUGCGUACCAUCCCCGGUGCUGAUUUGGAGGCAUUUCAGGCACAAGUUGACUCCCUGCAGACUGAGUGGACGAGUUCAGCAAAAACCAUCAGUGAGGAAAGUCAGCUGUCGUUCUCCAGCACCAGCAGUGAUCCUGCUAUUCAGAAAGCCAUCGGACGUGCAAAGGAGGACCUGAACAGGCUGCAGGCGGAAAGUUUGUCCUGGGAGUCGCUCCUAAAUAAACAUCGCUCCAAAGCAGAAGAGCUAGCCAAAAGAGUGGAGGAGGGACAGGAGAGAGGUGUGAAGCUGGACCCUUCCUGUCUCGCUCAGUCCUCUCAGAGCCAAGUUAUCCUGAACAAACCUGAUUACACUGCAGCGCUGCAGAGACAACAGGGAGUCCUGGACACCAUGGGGCUGGUGUUGGAGUCUCAGUACAGGAUGAUGAGCGUGCUCCUGUCCUACCAGAACGACUUAAAGUUAGUGAUGAAGGAGACGAGCGCCCGACUGGCUCAAAGUGCAGGAUUCCAGGAUCUCCCAUCAUCCCCUGUGAAGACGCUCCUAAACCUCCCUCAGUCUGCCACGACAUCUUAGUUAAGGUUCACUAUAGAUAUGUUCAUGUUGCCAGGCCAAAAAAACUGGACAAGAUGACGUGAAUAUAAAUAACCCUACACAAAGACGGGUCCAAACAGAGCAUCAGGGCCGUUAUGGGAGAUAUCUGUCUAUAUCUAGCUCUAGUUUCUCAGUGACGCUUUUCUUUUCUUCCUGUGAGUAUUGGCUGUAAAGUGCUGGUGUUUUAUCGUAACAUCAGUAUCGCAUUAUGAUAUCACCCAGCUCUAGUCUGUGUUUCCUUUCCUGUUUAUAUCUUGAGUUAAAUCAUUUUGAAAGGUGUCACGUUGAGAGCUGAAGGCUUUGCUGUUUAAAAUGGAGCGUCACUGGCGGUGUCAUCUGUUUCCUAAAUGUGUUACAUAAUUAUAUCCUCAUUAUAACAGCAGGUAAUCAUUACCAGAGAUAAAUCGCAGCAACGUUUCAGGAAGGCUUUUUUGCACGAGUCGGACACUAGAUGGCACUGUGGCUCAUUUCUAGCACAAAUAAUACAAAUCCAUACUACUCGUUUAAUCUUAUAUUUGUUGGCUUUCAAAUAUUACUUUUAAGACAAAUGGAUAUGGAAAUACGUGCACAGACUUUUCCCCCUCUAUGAGACGCUUUGGAUUUACACGUAUUGUUUUAUUUUUUUCCGCUGUUUUUCACACCCCAGGUUCACUCCACUGUUCUGGAUAACACCUUUUUUGUAUCUUUUUUUUUUCUCUUCUCCAAAACACCUGGUUCAUUUUAGGAAAAAUAAAGAGCUGUUAUGAGUCAUAAAUGCACAGGACACCAGGGUACUCCAGGACCACGACUGGAAACCUGCGCUUUAUUUUAAUUAGAAAUAACAGUGUUUGAUUUUUCACCCUGAUUUUCCAGUCAUGGUAAAUUCAAGAUCAGAGAUCUUAAAGGAAAUGAUUUGAUGUUGUCGCAACCAUAAACAGUCAUCAACAAUGUCCUGGCAGGAUUUUUAAUUAUUAUUAUUCGAAAUUUGCUGUGAGGGGGGUAAAAUGCCAAUGAUAUGAGCUGAGAUGAUCGUAUAAAAGCUGCAAGAAUCUAGAUUUUUUUUUUUUUUAACAUGAAACACACAGGGCGUCUAUGGUACACAUGGUACCUUAAAAGCCUUCAAAUAAUUGUUAAGAAAGAAAAAAAAAACAUUUAGAUCUCUUCCAUUUACUUAAGCCAAAGUUUGACUGAUUCAUCACUGGUCUAGCAUUAGACGGUCAACGUACUAAACGUGUAAUAUCGUGGUCUGUUACAGAUUUUGCCCAACGUAUAAGACAAGGUUAAAGCUAAAUGUGUGACAUAGGUAUACAAAACACUUUUCUUUAUACCCACACUUUUUAACACUUCCUGCGGAUUCUUUACUCAGCUAAAUCAGGUGCGAUGGAGGAGAGAAAAACAAGCGAAAACGUCCACCCAGGAAAAGGAUUGAGAAUUUACUGGGGAAACAGUGGCGCACUGGUUUUGAAGGGUUUUUUGCGCUAUUGAUCCGAAGGUCACGAGUUCAAAUCCCAGCAGCACCACUUGGGUUCUUGAACAAGACUUAUUGUAACCUUCAAACCGCUCAGUCGUUUCUUGUCCAGAUCGUACGCCAGCUCCGGAAUGGAGCGAAUAUAUAUGUGUAAUGAUCGAGAGUCAUGGGGGUUGAAAGGGUCAUGGGGUAUUAAUGAGAAUAAUGUCUCGAUUUCCAGCCUAGUUUCUUAUUCUGUCAAAAACUGUUUUCUACCUUUCAGAAAUAAACGUCUAACGUAAUUUCGACUCAUUA
Molecule: messenger RNA, 2818 nt
Organism: Clarias gariepinus (North African catfish)
Lineage: Eukaryota; Metazoa; Chordata; Actinopteri; Siluriformes; Clariidae
Product: kinetochore-associated protein DSN1 homolog
Biological process (GO): mitotic sister chromatid segregation; cell division
Cellular component (GO): MIS12/MIND type complex
Source: RefSeq, a predicted model, not a curated record